Molecule: messenger RNA, 2400 nt
Organism: Equus quagga
Lineage: Eukaryota; Metazoa; Chordata; Mammalia; Perissodactyla; Equidae
Gene: C14H11orf16
Product: chromosome 14 C11orf16 homolog
Exons: 5
Coding region: 335-1687 (450 amino acids)
Source: RefSeq, a predicted model, not a curated record
GAGGCCCUGAGCCCCAACUGUCAGAAGGGCCGAGGCUGAGGUGGAGGAGUUUGGGGCUGUGAGUGCUUUCCAUAUAUCGUCUCCCGAGCGGUAACCCAGGAGCGGAGGCGAAGAGAUCUCGCAGGCGGCCGGCUGUGAGGAUUGACAGCUGGCCUUCUGGAAAAUCGCAGCCCCGGCUCCUUCGACCCCUCCCCCAUUUCCUGAGCCGAGGGGCCCGGGCGGCCGUGGGGCGGGGGCCGGGAGGCGCGGACCCGGAGCCGGGCGCCCUCUGCCGGGCGCGGGCUGCCGCUCGGGUACCGGCGGCGCUCGUUCUCAGGUGCUUUCCCCGAAGACCAUGGAAUCCUCCGCGGGGCCUGGGAUGCCUCUGCCCAAAUACUGCAGCGUCGCCCCGACCCUGAGGGCCCCUGCCUGGGCCGGCGCGGCUCCCCGCUGGGACCUCUCCUUCGCCUGCCCCUUCGCCCUCCAAGCGCCCUGGCUCCCUGGGCACAGCGCCCUCACCAGUUAUGCAGCUUAUCCCCCAUGUCUCCAUGUUGCUGACCCAGCAUGGCAGGGGCUUGGCUGGCUGGGAAGAGUUGGAGAUGCUGCUGACACAUGGGUCCUGGCAAGAAGGGAACCAGACGGCUUUUAUUACCGGGCUCAGAUCAAGGCUGCUCCAGAGCUGGAGAGGCAGGGGGCCCUGCUUGUGGAAUUUGAGGCUCCCCUUGUCACAGGCCCGAAGCUGCCAGCCCAGCAGCAGAGCGUGGUCUUAGAAGAUGAUGUUAUUCAGUUCUUGCCGUCCAUGGAUUACUCACUGCAACCUGGGGACAAGGUGCUGGCACCCUGGGAGCCAGACCGACAGCGGUAUGGCCCUGGCACUGUUCUCUUGGGCUUGGAGGCAAGAGACCCCAAGAGAGCAUCAAAAGAAGAAGAAAUUACAGUUCACUUCUGGAAUGGCAAGAUAGCCACAGUGCCUCUAGGUGGGGUCAGGUGGGUGCCCCCAGCUGUCUGGAAGAAGGCUGUGGAGAGGCUGCACAAGCCUUUCACCAGGGAGCACCCCAGUCCCCUCCUCUGGGCCCCUUGCUGCCCUCUGCUAGGGCCGGUCACUGGAUAUGUCUCCAACGGGCUUCCUCUGGGCACUCCGUUCCUGUGCCCUCCCUGCCACCCUUACGCCUGCUGCCAGCUGCUGUGCCAGGGCUGCCUCUGCUGCUGCCCCUUGGUUGGACCCACCUGGUGGCCUCUCACCAGGACCUCAGGGGUCACAGCCACAGAACGUCCAGAGGCAGAGCUGAAGCCCACAGCACAGCUUUUGCCCCUAGAGGGUCCUAAAGAGGAGGAAGUAGCAGUGCAAGCUCCUAUGGCUGUUCCUUCCUCCUCCUCCUCCUCUUGUGAAGAAGAGGAUUUGGAGAAUGAUCUGGAGAUGGGCCUCCCCCAGAGGCUGAUGGUGGACAGCACAGUCAACACAGACCCCAUCCUUCUGGAGAAGUCUCCGAGGAGGCAGAGCGGCCUCUGCCAGCCUGAGUGGAGGUCCUGGAGGAGAAAUGGGCCUGAGCCGCACCCUGGGAAGCCAGGUAUUCCUUCUUCUAAGGCAGGGCUGAGGCCACUGCUCCUUCCCUCUCACAUGUCUCUUAGGAAUCUGAUGCACACGUCCACUGUGCUGGGAUUGGCAGUAACACUUAUGAGUGUGGUCAUGUUGAAGGGGAGGCUGUGAUAAGAAGGAAAUGGUAGGUUUCCAUUUAAGCAAUAAAGCCCAGCAAGAAAGGACGGGCUGAUCUUUGCGCUAAGGUUUGCAUUCUCAUUUAACAAUUGUCUACAAUUGUCUUCUUUUUUCACUAGUCUCCACUGGCAGGGCACUGCCACUGUCUGUUCUGCUCCCCACCUUUUUUCUCGGAAGCCCUGAUUUUUCUCUAGAUGAAUAGUCAAAAUGCCUCCAGGUGUUGAUUAGAGUCUUCAAUGCCCCAAGGAGCACAGAAACUGGUCUUUAAAAUUGGUCAUCGGGCCCAUCGGGCCCUCCUGUCCAGGUGGGCAGGCCGUGUUACUGUCGCUGGCAAUCUGCAGCCGUCCCCAAACUUCUUUACCUUAGAGUGGUGGAGGUUCCUGGGCUUCUGUAAAAUAGGUCACUCCUAUUUCAAGUGGGAGGCGUUGGCAGAAGCCACUUGGAAACAGCUGUUUCUACUAGAUAUGCCCACCCAACAAGUGAUAAUAUGAUGAAAAUGGUGCCGAAAUCUAAGAGUUUUCAUGAUAAAUUCUCCAUAGCUUCCACUGCCUCCUGCUUCAGGACAGAGUGGAGAAAGAAAAGCUGUACCUAUCCAAAAGAGAGCAACUGAGACGGCACCAGGCCCAGCCUCAGGGAGAGGAAUGCCAGUGGGGUAACUAGAGGGGCCAUGGUGGUCAGACCUGCCCCAGGUACCCAGCCUGCCUUCC